Molecule: messenger RNA, 1344 nt
Organism: Fraxinus pennsylvanica
Lineage: Eukaryota; Viridiplantae; Streptophyta; Magnoliopsida; Lamiales; Oleaceae
Source: the annotation of a GenBank genome assembly
AUGGAGAGAUAUUAUGGGAUAUUUGAUUUAUUGAGCAGUAACGAAGACGAAGAGUGUUUGAAGGGUGACUAUGCAUGCAAGAGAACUCUUUAUUGUUUAGCAAAUAAUUUUUUGGUGACUCGAAGAGCUUCUAACGAGUUGAUUAGUUUCGCAAAACCACGUACCAGCUAUUCUUCAAAUAGUUUUGGUGGAGUGUGUUGUAGUUUGAGAUCUGAUUGGUGUACAGUUUCACGGAAAGUUUCUUCGUAUAGUAUAAGUACAUCUGCUGAAAGUGCAACACUAGCUCAAGAUGCAAUUUUUGAUUCAGCUGACCGUAGAGAUGGAUUAGCGAACCCCAGUUCUUCAAAUGGUAGAGUUAUGCUCAUUGAUGGAACAUCAAUCAUUUAUAGGGCAUACUACAAGCUUCUUGCUAAAUUGCACCAUGGCCACCUCUCAGAUGCUGAUGGAAAUGGGGAUUGGGUCUUAACCAUUUUUACAGCCCUGUCUCUUAUAAUUGAUGUCUUGGAAUUCAUCCCUUCACAUGUGGCGGUGGUUUUUGACCACAAUGGAGUUCAAUACGGUCAAACUUCUCUUUCAUCCAAUCAAAGUUUUGUUGCAAAAGGCCUAAAUUUUCGUCACACCCUUUACCCUUCAUACAAAAGCAAUCGGCCUCCCACACCAGAUACCAUUAUUCAGGGACUUCAGUACUUGAAAGCAUCCAUCAAGGCAAUGUCUAUUAAAGUGAUUGAGGUGCCAGGCGUCGAAGCUGAUGAUGUAAUUGGGACCUUGGCUGUUAGGAGUGUAAAUGCAGGAUUCAAGGUGCGAGUUGUCUCCCCAGACAAAGAUUUUUUUCAGAUUCUGUCUCCUUCAUUGCGUCUAUUAAGGAUUGCUCCUCGGGGACUCGAGAUGGUAUCCUUUGGCGUGGAGGAUUUUGCUAAGAAAUAUGGAACACUAGAACCUUCUCAGUUUGUUGAUGUGAUGUCACUUGUAGGAGACAGAGCCGAUAAUAUACCAGGAGUUGAAGGUAUUGGAAAUAUACAUGCUGUGCAGUUGAUUUCAAAGUUUGGUACAUUGGAAAACCUGUUGCGGAGUGUUGAACAAGUUGAUGAGGAGCGAAUCAGAAAGGCCUUGACAUCAAAUGCUGAGCUGGCUCUUCUAAGCAAGAAUCUGGCCAUGUUACGUUCUGAUCUGCCAUUCUACAUGGUUCCAUUUUCAACGGAAGAUCUGACUUUUAUGAAACCAGAGGAUAAUGGGGAGAAAUUCACAAGCCUCUUGACAGCUAUUAGUGCUUAUGCAGAAGGAUUUUCUCCAGAUUCUAUCAUUAGAAAGGCUUUUUAUUUGUGGAAGAAGCUUGAAAGACAAUGA